This is a messenger RNA of Pseudovirgaria hyperparasitica, 1293 nucleotides long. Its product is annotated as inositol monophosphatase. The coding region runs from base 115 to 1029 and encodes 304 amino acids. The record is from RefSeq and is a predicted model, not a curated record. Gene Ontology annotation, molecular function: inositol monophosphate 1-phosphatase activity. The transcript is spliced from 2 exons. NCBI's taxonomy places the organism in Eukaryota, Fungi, Ascomycota, Dothideomycetes, Acrospermales, Acrospermaceae. Gene Ontology annotation, biological process: phosphatidylinositol phosphate biosynthetic process; inositol metabolic process; signal transduction.
GAGUUUUCGAACCCCACGUUGUCAACAUCAACUACCGCUGUUUGUUCGACUUGCAAUUGAUCGUAGUAGAGAUUGAUCUCUCAUCAGCCUGUUUUAUCUCCUGCCCAAGACAAGAUGGCGGACGCAAUUGAUUAUCAGGCGGUUCAUGACCUCCUUGUGUCGGUGGCGCACAGGGCUGGAGAUAUGAUGACGGCGGCAACGCCUGUGUCUGGGAGCACGGGCAUCAAGAAGAAUUCGGCCGACCUCGUCACCGAAACCGACCAAGCCGUCGAGAAGAUGGUCUCUACCACGCUCAAGCAGCACUACCCAGACUUCGCCUUCAUGGGCGAGGAAACCUACCAGCCAGGCGACAAGCUCACGCCCGCACCCACCUUCAUCUGCGACCCCAUCGACGGCACCACCAACUUCGUCCACCGCUUCCACGACGUCUGCAUCUCACUCGGCCUCGCCGUCGCCCGCACCCCCAUCGUCGGCGUAGUCUACAACCCCUUCACCCGCACGCUCUGGUCCGCAGUCCAAGGCCAGGGCGCCUACAAGUACACCGACAGCACCGCCGCAACACACUCCACGAGCGCAGCCGCACGCGCGCAGAAACUGCCCCUGCACGACCCGGCGCCCAUGCCGGACCUAAGCACGUGUCUGGUCGCGGUAGAGUGGGGCUCGGAGAGGACGGGCAACGACUUUGCGGUGCGCAGCCGCACGUUUGCGCGGCUGUGCGCGAGCAAGGAGGCGGGCGGGGCGAUGGUGCAUGGGCUGCGCAGCUUUGGCAGUGCGGCGCUGAAUCUGUGUGAGGUGGCCAGUGGGACGCUGGAUGCGUACUGGGAGGCUGGGUGUUGGGCGUGGGAUGUGUGUGCGGGCGUGGCGAUUCUACGGGAGGCCGGGGGCGUGUUUGUGGAUGGGAAUGCGGGGGGUUGGGAGGUGGGGAUUGAUGAGCGGAGGCAUUUGGCUGUGCGGGCGGGCGAGGGGCAGAAGGGGGUUGUGGAGGAGUUUUGGUCGAUGAUUGAGGGGCGGUUUGAGGUUGGGGCGUGAGGGCGGAGCGGUGUGUGUGUAUAUUUAUAUAUAUACAAAAGGGAGUGUCGAGAUGUGGUCUAGACAUGGAGAACCAGAAUGCAUCCGUGCUCUUCGACAGUCAAGUACAAUGGAUGGAUGCAGAACAUGGCGUCCGUGGCGUCGUCUGAAGGAUUGCCAUGUGUGUGUGUGUGUGUUGACGCAGUGUCACAUUCGUAUCUUCAGGUAGGACGACCACACAGAUAGAUCUAUAUAAAAGCCAUAAUACUCGUUUAUCGUACAUGC